This is a messenger RNA of Colletes gigas, 3078 nucleotides long. RefSeq lists its product as uncharacterized. Lineage: Eukaryota; Metazoa; Arthropoda; Insecta; Hymenoptera; Colletidae. The coding region runs from base 7 to 3021 and encodes 1004 amino acids. The record is from RefSeq and is a predicted model, not a curated record. The transcript has 9 exons.
AUCGGAAUGUCAGGACCUGGAAAAUCGACGAGACCAGUCAGGCAACUGUCUUUGCAACCAACUGCGCCGCGUCGACAACAGAUCAGACGACAGAGAUCCGCGGAGGAUGACAAAUCGUCGCAAGUCAGUGCUGGUCCACUUGCGCGUGGCAAACGGGGAACCAAUGGCAAACCUUGUUCCGAGAGACUCAAGGUUCGCGUCGCCUGGAGCGAGAAUCGCCAGAAGAAUGGAAAAGAUCUCGAGCAUAUUGAAGUGGUGGCUCGUCAGAUUCCUGGACGUUCCAGGCCGGCCACCGGAAAAACGAGGGGUUUCAACGUGAACGAGAAACCGACGAUCCUUUAUUCCAGACAGGAGCUCGCGGAGAGACUGAGACUCGCCUGGAAGCAUCGCGAGGAGAACAAAGCUAACAUCAACAUUUUUUUGGCUCACGGUAUCUUGCAAGAAAGAUGCGAUUCCGAGAUGUCGCAAGACAUCACAACACAAGACAAACGUGUCGAUGAGGAUUACACGGAAAAAGGAACGGAGAGUACUACGGACAGAAAGUCUACCACAGUUUUAGCGAACAGUGAAGACAUUCCCAACAAAGAUGGCGACGAGUUGUCAGAUUUUCAGCACUCUUUCGCUGAAAUAGAAGAAAUUGCAGACGAAAAGGAAACUUCUGAACGCGGGGGUAGAAAGUGGGAAGAGGCGAGCAACGCGGAAGAGAAGCAAACAGACACUAAUAAGAAACCUGAAAAACAACAAAUCCCCAGGACAAGACCAAAUUACAGCACUCCAACUCAAAAACCUACCCAACCGAAUGAUCAUCCAGCUUUACUACAUCCUCAGACCAAUCAGCCUCCUGAGCCUGCUAGGCAAAAUCCUAGAGAAAAUCAUCCUGAUACAAAUACAAUCCCACCUCUCAGAAAACAACUCCCUAAUCCCAGAACAAUUUGGCUUCCGAGCCAAACACUUCACAAUCCACCAAGCCCUCAGACUGCAGGAAGACAUUGCGCUAGAAGUGAACAAGAACAGAUCGGUGGCUCUAGUCCUACUAGACCUCCAGAAAGCCUUCGACACUGUCUGGCACAAUGGACUCCUGCUAAAACUACACGACUACCCAGAAGUUCGAACGUCGACGAGCAUCCUUCCAGCUCGAAGAAGAAGUCGUCGUUGAAUAUCGACUACUCAAAUAUCCGCGAUUUGUCCUCGUCAUUGCCGUCGAUUAAAAAUGAAAGUUCGACGUCGGUUGCCGUGAAAACGUCGAAGGACGAUUUCUCCACCGCCAAGCAAAAGCGGGCGAGUUUUCACAGCGGCGGGAACAAGGCGUUUCUCGAGCCGAUCAGAUCGUCGAUAGAAUCGAAAUGGUGUCCGGUGGUGGACAAAGCUGCUCAGCAGAAACUGACCACGGACGCCAAGAGCGAAAAAGGCUCACCGACGCAAAAAAACUUGGAGAGCAAAGAUAACGUUACGUUCAACAGAGCUGCGGUCGCAAAGAACCCGUCGGAGAUAAGAUGUGGCUCGAUCGAGAGGAAUGCACGCACGAGAACCACGGUCGAGAACAAAACGAUUUCAUCAUCCUCGGAAGAUGAUAAAACGAUUGAUCAGAAAAUAAGCGAUAAUAAGAUUUCUUCGACGAUAAAAAAGACUGCUUCUACGAACAAUAUCGCGGAGAACAAAGAUGGUUCCAUCGAUAAGAAUAUUUACGCGAGAAACGCGUCCGAUGUUGCAUGUGGCGAGAAAAAUUCAUCGUUGAAGAAGAUGAUAGAACCUCAGAAGAUCGAACAGAAAUCGAGGAGGACCAGCUCGGCACCGCCGCAACGUCACUUGGGAAAUGCUUCGACGAGUAAUCGUGUUCAGGUCAAUAUCGUAAUCAACCCAUCGAGUACUCCAGCUUCGGGAAAGAAUAACGAUCAGGAGAAGACGGACACGGAUUGCAAAGAUAACAGAAUAGACACGGCCUCCACAAAGGUGUCAUCGGGACGAUCGGUGAGAUCAGCGCCGUUGAAGAAACGGUCUAGGAGCGCGAAGAGACGUUUUUGGGGCACGGGCUCUUGCAAAAACGACGAGGACGGGAAAUCACGAAACCAAUCGGCUGGCCGUGGAAGGAACCCGAUCGAUUCGAAAGCAAUCGAUAUCGUCACAAUGGUAUCCCUUGUCAGCUCCGCGGACAGCGGCAGCGACACCGAGAAUUCACCCAGGGAUGAUAAAUUGAUCGACCAGUUACGCAGUAAACUACCCACUACAUCCAUAAUCAAAACGUCGAUGAACCCAACUCUAAGCGUCGCGAGAAAGCCCAUUAAAUCAGUGUCCUUUCAGAGGCAUUCCGUCGACGAGGAUCCGCCAAACGAGCAACCGUCGCCAAACGAAGAGAAAAAAACGACACCGGCACGGCUCGCGAUCGUUAACCGUGGAAACAGGGGUGCCACGACGAGCGAGGAAACGCUGCCUUGGAGAUCGGACAUACCAGGCUUGGCUCUGCCUAUUUUAGCAUUGAUUCAUGAUCCUGAGGAGGCUCACGACGUCCCGUUGACUGAUCGCGAAAAGAGAUGCCUGGCGGUGCCCAUCGGUGAUUUGCACGAUGGGAAACGGAAGCUUUUCAAGACACGUAGCACCCCGUCACGACCUGUAAUGGAGAAACAGACAAUUUCAUCGAAAGUAAAAAUGCAAGAAUCGCCGAGAACCGUUCCGCAGAAUAUAUCGAGCCCCGUGCAACACGUUAAAACGCCCGCGACUAAUUACCCCGCAAACGUAAGGCAAAUGUUGUCAUUGUCGUCGAACGUAAUGUAUAAUAAACUGUCACGAGAUAAUUCACAGGUGAAGCAAACGUGUGCAACAACUUCAAAUGGGACUAUUCAACAUGUACAACCAGCACCCGUAAAACCGCAGUUCCACACUAACAAAGAAAAAGAGUGUUGGCAUCUUUACAGAAAAAUGUGCGAUAAAGGUGUUUCCGUGUCCUUUGACACUGUUUUAAGAGGUAUACUGACACCAACAGAGUAUCGAUUACGACAGAGGGAGCUCCUUCAGGAUUCACAAUGAAGAUGCAUUGGGAAAUUUUGUUUCUCAUAAAUGAAUCUCGACUGUCCACCAUUUUCA